Molecule: messenger RNA, 2580 nt
Organism: Aureobasidium namibiae CBS 147.97
Lineage: Eukaryota; Fungi; Ascomycota; Dothideomycetes; Dothideales; Saccotheciaceae
Product: cytochrome P450
Exons: 3
Coding region: 1-2580 (859 amino acids)
Cellular component (GO): cytosol
Molecular function (GO): oxidoreductase activity, acting on paired donors, with incorporation or reduction of molecular oxygen; flavin adenine dinucleotide binding; FMN binding
Source: RefSeq, a predicted model, not a curated record
AUGAAACUGAAACUUGGCGUUGAACAAAUAGUCCUCGGAGACCAGCAGCACAUCAACGAAAUCUGCGACGAAAAACGCUUCCACAAAGUCCCUGGUGGUGCCCUAACAGCCAUUAGAGCAUUGACUGGAGAUGGCCUGUUCACAGCAUAUGAUUCAGAGAUGAACUGGUGGGUAGCGCAUCGCUUGCUCGUUCCAGCUUUUGGACCCAUUGCUCUACGUCAUAUGUUCGAUGAUAUGCUGGAUAUCUCAUCUCAGAUGGUGUUGAAAUGGGAUAGAUUGGGACCGGAACACGAGAUUGAGUGUGCUGAUGAUUUGACGCGUUUGGCCUUCGACACCAUUGGAUUGUGUGCCUUUUCGUAUCGAUUCAACGAGUUUUAUACGGAUAAUGCUCAUCCUUUUGCUCAACAGAUGGCUGAUGUGUUGGCUGAGAGUGGUAGACGUGUCAGCCGGCCAGGGUUCGUCAACGACUGGGUCUACCGCAGCAGUGAACAGAAGAGACAGGAGAAUGUCAAGAAGAUGCACGAGCUGUGCGACCAGAUUGUGACGGAUCGAAAGAAGAACCCUCAACCUGAGAACAAAGACCUUCUGAACACCAUGCUCAACAGUGUUGACAAGGAAACUGGCGAACGGCUGUCAGAUGAGAAUAUUCGGUUUCAAAUGGCAACUUUUUUGGUCGCUGGACACGAGACAACCAGUUCGACCCUGUCGUUCACCUACUACAAUCUGUUGAAGAACCCUGAAACACUUCUCAAAGCACAGCGACAAGUCGAUGAAGUGGUGGGUGACAACGUUCUCGAGUUGCAGCAUCUGCCAAAGCUCACAUAUCUCGACGCCUGCAUCAAGGAGAGUCUUCGCCUUGACUCUCCAAUCACUCGCUGGAGUGUUUGUCCUCGCCAAGACACCGCAUUGCAAGGCAAGUACGAGGUCAAAAAGGACAUCCAGCUUGUGAGCAAUCUCAAGGCUCUCCAUCAUGACCCUACUGUCUGGGGCGACGAUCAUGACGAGUUCAAGCCAGAAAGAAUGCUCAGAUCCAAUUUCGAGAAGUUGCCUCCCCACAGCUGGAAGCCCUUUGGGAACGGGAUGAGAUCGUGUAUUGGAAGAGGCUUUGCCGAGCAAGAAAUGCUGAUCAACAUUGCGCUUGUGCUUCAGCGUUUUCAGUUGCAGUUGGCUGAUCCAACCUACAAGCUUGAGCUGAAGUCGACGCUGACGAUCAAGCCGUGGAACUUCCGGAUCAAAGCUCUUCGUCGAGCAGGCAAAUCACUCAUGGUAGGCAUUCCAGGAGGCGUGCCUGCUGAGGUCGCAAAGAAACACGAGCAGCAGCAUGAGCAGGUACAAGCCGCAGGCGCAUCGUCCGCAGCGUCCUUGUCGAUCUUCUUUGGAGGUAACACGGGAACUUGUGAAGCUCUUGCGGAAGAUCUGAGAACAAAGCUGGCCGACCAUGGUCUCAAUGCUUCCAUUGCGAGUCUGGAUACACUGACUGAACAUGUUCCGGAUCAGCCAACUGUUAUAAUCUGCUCUUCAUACGAAGGUCUACCACCCGAUAAUGCGAAAAAGUUUGUAGCCUGGCUCGAAGAUACUAGUAGCAAGAAGGACUUCUUGAAAAGUGUCAAGUUUGCAGUGUAUGGCGUGGGAAGUUCGGACUGGGCUAGCACUUUCCAUCGAAUUCCGAAACUUGUUCGGGGACUCAUGAAGAAAGCCGGAGCUGAACAGAUCGUCGAUAUCGGGCUCUCAGACGUCAAAUCCGAUCUGUUCGGUCCAUGGGAAGAUUGGGUGGACCAGCUCAUACAGGCGUUGGUUGAGUCGACUGGUGCUCGCAUCCUCGACAUCCUCGAGGAGACUGCAAUAGCGCUGCCGUUCAGUGCAUACGUCGACAUGCUUCCAGCUCUGACGCCUCGCCAGUACUCUAUCGCUUCAUCAUCUCUAGAGCCAAGUAACAAUCCUCAGCACAAACCGCAUGCAGACAUCGUGUCUCUAUGCUUCGAUGUUCAUACUUCGCCGGCGCUUUCGGGCCAUGGCUCUUUCUUCGGCGUCACAUCCACCUACCUCGCUUCUCGCCGCAUAGGUGACCGCGUUUCAUGCUUUGUGCGUCUCACGAACGUUGGCUUCCGACUUCCGGGCAGUGUUGAGACGCCCGUCAUCAUGUUCGCAGCUGGCACGGGUAUUGCGCCCAUGCGAGCUUUCCUGCAGGAAAAAGCGGCCAUAGCCAAAGCUGGAGCCAGAAAACUCGGGCCUGCGAUAUUGUUCUUUGGUUGCCGUCAUCCUGAAAAAGAUUUCAUCUACCGUAAUCAAUUGCUCGAGUGGGAGCAACAGGGUGUUGUCAAGGUUGUACUAGCGUUCAGUAAGGGCGAUACUGGUCCGCGUUAUGUACAGGACGCCAUUUGGGAGCAUCGUGAAGAGGUGGCCAAGAUGUUCGUUGAUGGUGGGAAAAUAUACCUGUGUGGAAGUGCUGCGAGACUAGCUAAGAGUGCUGCUGAAGUAUGCAAGAAAGUGUGGUGUGAGAAGAAUGGGAAGUCCAUGGGGGAGGCAGAGCAGUGGCUUCAGAGUGUCAAGACUGAUCGAUACAUCAGUGAUGUGUAUUGA